Molecule: messenger RNA, 2806 nt
Organism: Dendronephthya gigantea
Lineage: Eukaryota; Metazoa; Cnidaria; Anthozoa; Malacalcyonacea; Nephtheidae
Product: eosinophil peroxidase-like
Exons: 8
Coding region: 25-2781 (918 amino acids)
Biological process (GO): response to oxidative stress
Molecular function (GO): heme binding; peroxidase activity
Source: RefSeq, a predicted model, not a curated record
UUGGCAGACAAAUGCAGAUCGAUAAUGGUGCAUGUUAGAGUGUUAACAGUCUUGGCAAUAUGUCUUUUUCGCUGUUCCCUUACUUCAGGUACUUCAUUUGCAGCAAAAACACUCACGUUUUUUGUAAAUGACGAUAUGAAGGCUGGUAAGGAAUUAGCCCCAGUCAACGUAGAAACCAAAAAUGGUUCCUCUCCAGUAAUGUACAGCAUAGAUCCCACACAAUGGCGUGAUGUUUUAAGUAUUGAUAAACUAUCAGGAUCAACAACACUUCGGAAAGAUCUGAGGAAGUUUGUAGUACUCCGCAGAGAUGGUACGAGACGGCUUUCUUUCAAUGUUACUGGAUGUCAAAAAUCUGGGAAUGGACAGGAAAGUUGUGCUGCUGUAAAUAUUUUAAUUAUCGCAUUACGAAGAAACUUUGGGGACAGGUUUGUUGAAGAAGCUUUGAAACAUGUCACAACGAAAAAUUUGGUCAAUCACAUCUUUGAAGGAAUAACCCCAACGUCAAUCUCGCCUUCAUUUUUACUGCGAGUUAUAAGAAGAAUUCCAAAGACCUCGGAAGAUAUUACAUUGUUGGAGGCGAAGCAGGAAAUGUUGUUAAAUUAUAUUAAAAGAAAAAUCGUACACGAAUUUUCAUUUUCUUUGAAAGAAAGCAUCAGUUUUGAUUGUCUGCACAUCGAAAAGUUAUUUUCUUUGGACAAAAUCUCGAUAUUAUUGAACCCAAGCACGUGUCGAACAGUCGAAAAAAAUGCACACCCAUUAUAUUGCUACCAGAAAUAUCGUACCUACGAUGGCACAUGUAACAACCUUAUUCACAAACACUGGGGUUCCGCUGACAACAAGUUAGAGAGAAUGGUUGCUGCUGAAUACGCCGAUCCUGACCAACUCUAUCUUCCCAAGGGAUCCCCAGACGAGUUUUACAAAAGUCAUCUUCCGUUAGCCAGUGAUGUCAGCAAAACCUUUAUAGGCUCACAAACCCACUCUCUUGGUUCAAAUGAACCGUAUUCACACGCAGUCAUGCAAUGGGGACAAUUCUUAGAUCAUGACAUAAGUCUCAGUCCCGAAAGCGAGGGAGCAGACAAAUGUUCACAAGUACCAUGUGAUGGCUCAAUAAGAAUAAGCAUUCCGCCAUGUUUUCCAAUCGUUUCAGCCAAAAACUCUACUACCCCUUGUAUUAGAAUGACGAGAUCUGCGGCAGUGUGUCAGUCUGAUGCGGCAGAUUUACAACCGAGAGAACAGAUAAAUGUUCUCACUUCAUUUGUUGAUGGUUCACAGAUAUAUGGAUCUUCUGAAUAUGUGGCUAAGAAACUCAGAACUGGUAAAGAGGGAUUACUUCGUAUGACAGAGAAAAACCUACUAAUACUAGAUAAGGAUGUAAAAGGUCAUCCACUUGACUUGUGUACCAAUAGCGGAGGAUGUUUUUUGUCUGGAGAUGGUCGUGUUAAUGAGCAGAUGGGAUUGGCCAGCAUGCACACACUCUUCAACAGGGAACACAAUCGAAUUGCUACCAUCUUGAAGCAAAUUAAUGUCCAUUGGGACGAUGAAAAAUUAUUCCAAGAAACUAGAAAAAUUGUUGGCGGAAUUUUGCAGAAAAUUACAUACGACGACUUCCUGCCGAAGAUUCUCGGAGACGAUGGCGUGUUGCCGUACCAGGGAUAUAAGUACGAUGUGAAUCCUGGAAUCCUUAACGAGUUUUCAACUGCGGCUUUCAGAUUUGGUCAUAGUUUAAUCAGACCGUUUUUCGAUGUCCUUGAUAAAGGAUACAAUCCUCUACGAGCACCGAUUCCUUUGAAAGAGAUGUUUUUCAAUAAUGUAUUUAUACAAAAAUAUGGAAUUGAACCAGUUCUGUUGGGCUUGUUAGCAAACAACUCCCAAAAUGUUGACCCUCUUUUAGCUCAGGACUUGACAAAGCAUUUGUUUGAAAGGGAGCAUGUCGUUGGUUUGAAUCUAGCUUCUCUUAACAUCCAACGUGGACGAGACCACGGCCUAUCAGGAUACAAUACAUAUCGAAAACUUUGUGGUAUGAAAUCUGCUGAAACAUUUGAAGACGUUGCUUUAGAAAUAAGGGACCCGACGUAUCGAAAUUUGCUUAAGACAUUGUAUGGAACACCUGAUAAAGUAGACCUGUGGGUCGCUGGACUAGCAGAAGAUCCCCUGCCUGACUCAGCAGUAGGACCGACAUUCCAUUGUAUCAUCAGUAAGCAGUUCAGGAACCUUCGCGAUGGUGAUCGAUUUUACUACGAGGAGAAAGAUGUGUUUACCAAGGAACAGUUAAGAGAAAUAAAGAAAGUAACGUUAUCUCAAGUAAUGUGUCAUAAUCUUAAAGACAUUGUAUCCAUACAAAAAGAUGCCUUCACUGCCCCAAAAUGUGCUGAAAAUCGUGUGUCCUGUGGUCGUAUUCUACAAUAUUCUAUCAACCUGGAGGCUUGGAGAGAUCAUGCACCAUGUUAUUCCAAUCCAUGCGAACAUGGGGGUCACUGUGUUCCGAUUGAUGGAGGGAAGAGCUACCAUUGUUACUGUGGAGCAUAUUGGACUGGUGACAGAUGUCAGUACCCCGAGAAUCCAUGUAACCCGUCAACAUGUGUCGACCCCCAAAACAUGUGGUGCAGAUCAGAACUAAGAGGAACCUUAUUUUACUGUUCUUGUGGCUACUUUCACGAAUGUAAAACGCAAGACUAUUGCAAAGACAGUCCAUGUCCUACAGGAUAUAAAUGCGCCAACGAAAAUGACAGUUAUUAUGGUGGUUAUAGUUGUGAAAGGUCUACGCCUGGUAAAAAACAUUGACGUAAUAAAACAUUACAACAUAAGC